This is a messenger RNA of Fomitopsis serialis, 844 nucleotides long. RefSeq lists its product as uncharacterized. Gene Ontology annotation, molecular function: protein binding. The record is from RefSeq and is a predicted model, not a curated record. The transcript has 6 exons. Bases 110 to 745 code for a protein of 211 amino acids. NCBI's taxonomy places the organism in Eukaryota, Fungi, Basidiomycota, Agaricomycetes, Polyporales, Fomitopsidaceae.
AUGCUACACCGCGUCUGUCGACUUUGCUUGAUUACAGCCACUAUACCCUGUCUCCCCCGGGCCUAAGCUUGAAGGUCAACGAACGUACAGCAGUCUACACGCAUCUAUCAUGGCAGACGGAGCGUCCAACAAUGAACGGCUGCUCGCUGCAGCGCGCACCGACAAUGAGGACCUCCUUCUCGAGGUCUUCGAGGAAGGGAAAUUCGACAUCAACUACCAAGACGGACUAGGAACACAGCCUUACACUACGCGUAAGUAUGUACCGCAUUCUCUGCUCGGAUCCCCCUUGCGGGCGCUCACAUCCGUGCUUCCUUCCCCCCACCCUGCGUGGUUUCGCCCUUCACCUCGAUCAUGGAAUCAUUUGACCGCGAUCGGCUUCAGCGCGUCUCACGUCUCCCUGACCGUGCUCGAGCACAUCCUCUCGCACGACGAAUGCGACGUCGACCCGGUCAACCGCCUCGAGAAGGCGACCCCGCUGCACCUCGCGAUGCGCAUAGACGACGAGGACACCCGGGGGAGCGUAGUCGAGAGCUUGUUGGAAGCGGGUGCGGACACGACGAUCAAGGACAAGUUUGGGGAGACCGCGUUUGACUUGCUGCGCGAGGACAAUCACGUCGAUAUGGAGAUCCGCCAGCUGAUGCGGAAAGCUCGGGCGCAGAACAGCAUCUCGAAUGCUGAUAUCGCGAAUGACGACGACGACGAGCCUGGCUCGGGAUCUGGCUCUGGCUCUGAGGACGAAGACUGAGUUCUCGAAUUUAGGGUCCAGUCGUCGUGUUGUGUGUGCACUGCAGUGGAAGGAACGAAGCUAACAGCGAACUAAUAGCGGGCUGAACAGAGCAGUAGA